Molecule: messenger RNA, 1434 nt
Organism: Antechinus flavipes (yellow-footed antechinus)
Lineage: Eukaryota; Metazoa; Chordata; Mammalia; Dasyuromorphia; Dasyuridae
Gene: CCNDBP1
Product: cyclin D1 binding protein 1
Exons: 11
Coding region: 143-1180 (345 amino acids)
Biological process (GO): regulation of cell cycle
Cellular component (GO): nucleus
Source: RefSeq, a predicted model, not a curated record
GCCCCCAGCAGUGCCGGCUUCUCAAUCUGUUGCCGGAAGCGGGCAGAGAGCCGCCGGAAAUAUAGCAUUUGGCUUCCGGAAGUUGAAGGCGUUCUCCCUGACCGUCGACUGAGGGGUCGCUGGUGUAUCGGAGCUCGACGCGAUGGAUCUUGGGGCGGCGGGACAGAGCCCGGAGGACCCCGUGGCGCAGCUGCGGAGGCUCAUCGGGACGCUGCGCUCCUUACUGCCGCGGGUGCGGGAUGGCGAGGCCAGGGAGACCACGGAGGUGUUCGAUGCCCACAGAUUUUGGGACAAGCUCGGGCAGAGGGCCCUGGCGGUGUCCCAGGAAGCCACGAAGCUGAGCCUGGCCUUCGCAAGACCUCCCCUGCCUUCCCCAGAGGACUGCAGAAUACUCUGUGAAAGUAUCCAGAAUGCCGUGUUGGCAGAGGUUUCUGCAUACUACUGGCUUCCCAAAGACCAAGGUAUCACAUUGCGAAAAAUGGUUCGAGAUACUGUUGUGGAUGUAGUGGAGGGAAUGGCCCAGCUUGCGGAGGUGAUUGUUAAAGCUCGACCUCAAUGCAUAUCACAUGAGUAUCUCAUAUCAACUGGCAGUAUCUGGGAAACCUGUGACCAGGUGUCUCACCUACCAAAAGAUAACAAAGCAGCAACCCUUUUAAUGCUGGCUUCAUAUCUGAGGGUAGUGAAGGAUGCACUUGAGGAAAUGGAGCAGGCACAGGGGGACAAUGGAGAUCCUUACAGUGACAUCUUGGAAGAUGAUGAAUUGGGAUCUCGGGGUAAUAGGGACACAUAUUGGUCAGAAGAAGACCAGCAGCUCUUAGCCCCAUGUAUGGGACUGAUGAAAGCCUCUAAAGCUUGCCUCAAGAAAGUGAGGUCUUCGGUGGAAACCCAUGGGAAGACAAUUGUGGCGGAUCAGGUUGCCCAGCUAGAUGACAUUGUAGAUAUUUCCAAUGAAAUCAGCCCUAGUGUGGAUGAGUUGGCGCUGAGCAUGUAUCCACCUUUGAAUCGGAUGUCUGUGCGACUCAAUGCUGCAAAACUUGCAUCUGUGCUAAAAAAGGUUCUUGAAAUCACAAAGGCAAGUCACGUGUGUCCCCAUGAAGAAGAAAACUGGAUCCAGUUUCUCUCGAGUGCCAUUGAUCACAAUAUGGAUAAAAUCAAGAACCUUACCCAGGGUGAACUUUGAGCCUUCUUUCCUCUCAUGGUGCCCCAACCAGGCUAUGAUGUCAGCUGUUAUGGGGGAGCCAGCAAGCCUCCAGGAUCAGGAGAGCUGUAGACUGUGCUCACGGAAGGUCGCGUCCAAAAAGCCAUUGAGUGGGAUGCUUUUUAUGGACAGAAACAAAAAAUUAUAUGCACUCCUACUUAUGCCACUUGGAUUCCUGAAGAGCUUUAUCCUGUAUAUUCUUUAUAUACAAUAAAAUGGUUUUGUUUGUUUCUGGA